AUGAGAGGAUACCGAGGAGUCAAGUACACAUUGUUUUUCUGCUGUUAUGUUUUCUGGGUGGUCAGUGCUCUGCUCAUCGCUGUCGGAGUUUACGCCAAAGUCGCCAAAGAAAAAGAUGUGGUGGACACUCUGACCUUGGACCCUGCUCUGCUGCUGAUCGUUGUGGGGUCCCUGACGUUCCUCAUCACCUUCCUCGGCUGCUGGGGGGCUCUCCGCAACGCCCCCUGUCUCCUCAAGACGGUACUGCAGGACAUGUGUAUUAUCACCUCCUGGUGGUGGACCGUGGUACUGCAGCACAUGUGUAUUAUCUCCUCCUGGUGGUGGACCGUGGUACUGCAGCACAUGUGUAUUAUCUCCUCCUGGUGGUGGACCGUGGUACUGCAGCACAUGUGUAUUAUCUCCUCCUGGUGGUGGACCGUGGUACUGCAGCACAUGUGUAUUAUCUCCUCCUGGUGGUGGACCGUGGUACUGCAGCACAUGUGUAUUAUCUCCCUCUGGUGGUGGACCGUGGUACUACAGCACAUGUGUAUUAUCUCCCUCUGGUGGUGGACCGUGGUACUACAGCACAUGUGUAUUAUCUCCUCCUGGUGGUGGACCGUGGUACUGCAGCACAUGUGUAUUAUCUCCUCCUGGUGGUGGACCGUGGUACUGCAGCACAUGUGUAUUAUCUCCCUCUGGUGGUGGACCGUGGUACUACAGCACAUGUGUAUUAUCUCCCUCUGGUGGUGGACCGUGGUACUACAGCACAUGUGUAUUAUCUCCCUCUGGUGGUGGACCGUGGUACUACAGCACAUGUGUAUUAUCUCCUCCUGGUGGUGGACCGUGGUACUGCAGCACAUGUGUAUUAUCUCCCUCUGGUGGUGGACCGUGGUACUACAGCACAUGUGUAUUAUCUCCUCCUGGUGGUGGACCGUGGUACUGCAGCACAUGUGUAUUAUCUCCUCCUGGUGGUGGACCGUGGUACUGCAGCACAUGUGUAUUAUCUCCUCUUGGUGGUGGACCGUGGUACUGCAGCACAUGUGUAUUAUCUCCUCCUGGUGGUGGACCGUGGUACUGCAGCACAUGUGUAUUAUCUCCUCCUGGUGGUGGACCGUGGUACUGCAGCACAUGUGUAUUAUCUCCUCCUGGUGGUGGACCGUGGUACUGCAGCACAUGUGUAUUAUCUCCUCCUGGUGGUGUACCGUGGUACUGCAGCACAUGUGUAUUAUCUCCUCCUGGUGGUGGACCGUGGUACUGCAGCACAUGUGUAUUAUCUCCUCCUGGUGGUGGACCGUGGUACUGCAGCACAUGUGUAUUAUCUCCUUCUGGUGGUGGACCGUGGUACUGCAGCACAUGUGUAUUAUCUCCUCCUGGUGGUGGACCGUGGUACUGCAGCACAUGUGUAUUAUCUCCUCCUGGUGGUGGACCGUGGUACUGCAGCACAUGUGUAUUAUCUCCUCCUGGUGGUGGACCGUGGUACUGCAGCACAUGUGUAUUAUCUCCUCCUGGUGGUGGACCGUGGUACUGCAGCACAUGUGUAUUAUCUCCUCCUGGUGGUGGACCGUGGUACUGCAGCACAUGUGUAUUAUCUCCUCCUGGUGGUGGACCGUGGUACUGCAGCACAUGUGUAUUAUCUCCUCCUGUGUGGUGGACCGUGGUACUGCAGCACAUGUGUAUUAUCUCCCUCUGGUGGUGGACCGUGGUACUACAGCACAUGUGUAUUAUCUCCCUCUGGUGGUGGACCGUGGUACUACAGCACAUGUGUAUUAUCUCCCUCUGAGGGAGCUGAGCCUGUUCCUCUGUCUGCAGUUCCUGUCCGUCCUGGUGGUGGUGCUGUUGCUGCAAGUCACAGCAGGAGUCAUCGCAUUCCUCUUCACUGAUGUGGUGAUGGAGAGGACAGAGCUGCUGAUGCUUAAAGCUGUGGUCAGAUACAGAGAAGACCAGGACCUGGAGAACGCCAUCGACUUUGUCCAGAAAAAGUUCCAGUGCUGUGGAGUGGAGAGUUACAAAGACUGGUCCAAAAACAUGUAUUUCGAGUGUUCAGACUCAAACCCGAGUCUUGAGGCCUGUGGGGUCCCCUUCUCCUGCUGCCGCCCUGAUGACCAGCAGAGUGUCCUGAAUACCAUGUGUGGAUACGGGAUGCAGAGGCUGGAGGAGUUCUCUGCUCAGGACAAGGUCUUCACCGAGGGCUGUCUCCAGAAGACCAUCCUGUGGACCAAGACCCACCUCCUGCUGGUGACCGGACUGACGGCGGGUCUGCUGCUGCUGGAGGCUGUGGCUGUGGCUGAGGCUGAGACUGAGGCUGAGGCAGAGGACUGA
This is a messenger RNA of Knipowitschia caucasica, 2298 nucleotides long. Lineage: Eukaryota; Metazoa; Chordata; Actinopteri; Gobiiformes; Gobiidae. The record is from the annotation of a GenBank genome assembly.